UUAAGUAGUAAAAGUCACUUUUUUUUUUAGUUGUAGUGUUUCCAAAUCAGAUUGUGUAGCGUACAAAUAAUUUUAUAAAAGUUCAUCAAUUUUUCGGCUUCUUGGUGGCAAAAUUCUCAAUGUGUUUACUUUUCGGCCGUACUGCGUCACGUUCAAUGCUUUUAUAGAUAAUUAUAUAAUCACAAGAACCGUUAGUUACUUUCCCCAUUAUUAACAAAGAAACAAUAGCCCAGUGCAUUCGCUUUCGGCUAAAAAUUCACAAGUGUUAAAAAAGGGAAACAACAAAAAGAACUAAAUCUUGCAGCAACUGAAUCAGGAAAGUUAUUAGCAAUAGUUAUCAAUAGAAAUGAAAAUUAGUUCCAUAUUCAAAAAGACAUUGUGAGGAAAGAAAGGCCCCUAAAAACACACAAACAUAGAAGCUAGACGACAUCGACGGCAAUUUUUCAAGCUGGAUCCACGGCAUUGAUACCGAGAUCUACGAUAUCGCAGCGCAUAUAUGCUUGUUUGCAGCACUAUAAAGAGGUUUUGUGAGGAUCCACGCGAAGAGUGCCGAUACGAAGAGUGGAAUUGAUUGAUUCAUCUAUUGGAGACGAAAUGCUAAGUUCAUUGGACGCCCUGGCCGGGAAGAUUGCCGCCGCCACGCCCGGAACGGGUGCGGUUUCGGCUGAGAGCAAGACGCAGCAGGCCUUGCACCACCACCACCGACUCGAUUACGAUUACUCGGCUGUGGAGAUUGAGCCGCCGGCGGAGCAGUUGGCCAAUUCGCCGAGAAACGAGCGCGAACGACUGCAACAGGCCCAGCAGGCCUACGAGCAGCAGGCGCAGGCUGAGCUGGAGUUCGGACUGGCAGAGGUGGACACCAAGCUGACCCAGCUGAAGAGCAGCCACAAUCUCAACAGUCACAGUCACCACCUCCACCACCCGAGUCACCACACCCCAAGCCACCUCCAACAACAAGCACAACACCAGCAACAGCAACAGUCACAGCAACACCAACAGACACAGCAGUUGCAGCAACAGCCACACAGCAGAUCGUUGCAACGGCAUCCCCAUCACCACCAACACCAAGUACACCAUCAUCAGCCGCACCACAAUCAUCACCACCCCUACCACCGACCUCGCCCCACCUCGCCCCAUCCCCCGCAGCAGUCGACCUACCAGCAGCAGCUCUCCCAGCUGGUCGCCCUGCAGGAUCACCACGAGAUGCUGCAGUCCCAGCAGGAGCUGUUCCAGAAGCAGCUGGCCAACAUGCAGGAGUACCAGCGGGAGCGGGAGCGCGAGCGUGAACGCGACCGAGAGCAGCGGGAAAGGGAGCGUGAGCGUGAGCGGAAUGGAGGCUUUAUCGACAAUACCGACUACGAUUCGCAGCCGGAAUUCAAAAUAGUCCUGAGGGAUAGUGCAUUUGGUAUGAGCGACAAGAGCAGCAGUGCCACCAACAGCCUCCCGAAUAGUCCCAUUCACAGCAACAACAACAAUCCGUCGCUGCUGAACAACAACAACGUUAGCAGCAACAGCCUGAACGGAGGUGGCAGCUGCAACAACAGCAACAACCCGAGCUUGGGCAACAGCUGCAACGCGCUAGUGCGUGUGGGCAGCAACGGGAUGAUGUCCGCCGGAUUGGUCAACAACAACAAUCCGUGCAGCGCCAACCGUAAUGUCGUGGCCAUGGACGAUGACUCCUGCUUCCGCAUGGACGCCGAGACCGCCGUCGUCACCUACGGCGAGAAGGAGCCCGAUCCGGACAACAUUAAGAUGUUCGUCGGCCAGGUGCCGAAGUCAAUGGACGAGUCGCAGUUACGCGAAAUGUUCGAGGAGUACGGCCCGGUGCACUCCAUCAAUGUGCUGAGGGACAAGGCAACCGGAAUUAGCAAGGGUUGCUGUUUUGUGACGUUCUAUACGAGACGCGCCGCCCUGAAGGCCCAGGAUGCUUUGCACAACGUUAAGACGCUGAAUGGGAUGUACCAUCCUAUUCAAAUGAAACCCGCCGACAGCGAGAAUCGCAAUGAACGUAAACUUUUUGUGGGAAUGCUAAACAAGAAGCUGAACGAGAACGACGUGCGCAAACUAUUCGAAGUCCACGGUGCCAUUGAGGAGUGCACAGUGUUGCGGGAUCAGAACGGCCAGAGCAAGGGUUGUGCCUUUGUUACAUUCGCCACCAAACACGCCGCCAUCUCGGCCAUUAAAGUGACGCUUAGCCAAAACAAGAUCAUGGAGGGCUGCACUUCUCCGCUGGUUGUCAAGUUUGCCGAUACGCAGAAGGAAAAGGAGCAGAAGAAGAUCCAGCAGAUCCAGGCCAACCUGUGGAACCUGGCCAGCAACAUCAACAUACCCCUGGGCCAGACGGCCACCAGUGUGGCCACACCGAUACUGCCCAAUCCGCCGCAGCAGCCGUCACCAGUCCUAGGAGCCGAUGCCAUAACCCCGGCCUCCAUCCAACUGUUGCAGCAGUUGCAGGCGGUUGGGUUGCAGCAGCAGCUAUUGCAAGCCUUGACCGGUCUGGGAGCCACACAACAGAGCAGCUCGGCCACGGACACGAGCGCUGCUGCCGCCGCUGGACUUUUGACCCCGAUGACCGUCCAGAACUUGGCAGCCAUCGCGGCCAUGACACAGCCGAGUCUCUCAAACGCUGCCGCAGCCGCCGCGGCUGCCACAUCGCCGGGAAGUGCACAGCUCACCAACACGGCCGCUCUGCUCUGGUCUGAUCCGAAUCCCUUGGCAUCGGCGUACAUGUCGACAGCCACUGGCCUACCGCAAUUCGGUAGUGCCAGUGCAUUGUCCACUUCCCCGUUGGCCAGCGUUGCUCUGAGUGCCGCGGCGGCUGCAGCUGCCGGAAAGCAGAUUGAAGGACCCGAAGGCUGCAACCUAUUCAUUUACCAUCUGCCGCAGGAGUUUACAGACACGGACCUGGCCUCCACGUUCCUGCCCUUUGGCAACGUGAUCUCCGCCAAGGUGUUCAUCGACAAGCAAACUAGCUUGUCCAAGUGCUUUGGCUUCGUUUCGUUCGACAAUCCGGAUUCGGCCCAGGUGGCCAUUAAGGCGAUGAACGGAUUUCAGGUGGGCACCAAGCGCCUGAAGGUCCAGCUGAAGAAGCCCAAGGACGCCUCCAAGCCGUACUGAUUGUACGCCCAACCAUACUGGCAGCCCUACGAUCGACAUCGAGCGGAAGCGAGAAGAGUUCGGAGAUUUGUGAAAUAUGGAGUAGUCAAUAAAUGAAGAGUUGCCGUGUAGAGCGCGCGCGUUGCAAGAGUAAGCGAGGAUGCAAAUGCCAACGUUGUACGUAUCAUAAAAAUUCAAAAAAAAAAAAACAAAAAAUCAAAAGUAAAAAAAUCAAACUGCAACAAAAAAAGACAUGAAACCUGUGCCAAAAAGACAUUACUGCUUAUGAUUUAGCACUUUAUAUGUUGAAUUAAAAAAUACAAAAAAAAACUUUAAAAAAAAGAAAAGAAAAAAAAAAGAAACGAAGAAUACACAACUCUUAGAUCAUAGUUUAGUUUAGUUUCUGUUGAAGUUCCCUUACAUCCGAUCUUUUACGACUUGUUUUUCUUAAUUUUAAACUGUCGUACAAGAUGGUAGAACCAUUACAUUUUUUAUUAAAUAUUUUGUACACAUUUUCAUGACUCACAAACGAAAGCAAAAAUAAAAAAUAUACAAAAUGCAAAGAUCUGUUCAAGUGUUAGCCUUAAGUUUUUGAUAUCUGAUAAUUUUUAUACGCACUCUUUCUUUGUUCGAUUUGUUCAUAUCUCAUGUUGCAAGUCACAAUGAAGUUCAUACUUAUUACAAUAUGUACUUGGUAUAUAUUCUAGCAUUAGUUACAAGUUACUCGUUUUGUUCAAUGGAUUAUCUCUCACUAUAAAUAGCCACAUGCCGCUGAGCAUAAUUAGUUUUUAGUUUCUUGAUUUGUUAUAUCUAUCCCAAACCUAACACAUUUUUUAUUUGUACUGAAAAAAGAAAUGUUUUUGUUACACCCCACUCUAUUAGAGCACCCCUAUUAUAAAAACUUAUAUUUUAAUGAAUGAACCAAAUUCAUAUGCUUUUAUUUGUUAAAUAUGCCACUUGUAAAAAACGCAUAAAAACAAGAAAUCAAAUGAAAUCAGCAAAAAGGAAUAUGUUGUUAUUAUUUAUUUUGAAGUUAUUACUUUUCAUGAAGUUUAUUAUUUAGUUUUUUAUUUCUACAAUUUUUCGCUUAACCCCCAAGUUUAUAAGAAUCUGGUAUAAAACCAUAAAAACAUAUAUGAUUUAUCGCUUUGUAAACUUUUUGUUUCUUUAACUCUCUGUCGUUGCACAAUUUGAAGUACCCUAGUGCAUAGUGUAUCUUACAAUGUUUAUGUAAAGUAUCAUAUACACAACACAUGUAAACACAUCAUACAAUAAUAGCAUACAUAUCUAAAUAAAGUUUUGUUCUCUGUUCAAAUGCACAAA
Messenger RNA from Drosophila ananassae, 4419 nucleotides. RefSeq names its product CUGBP Elav-like family member 2. The record is from RefSeq and is a predicted model, not a curated record. Gene Ontology annotation, biological process: mRNA splice site recognition; regulation of alternative mRNA splicing, via spliceosome. Gene Ontology annotation, molecular function: mRNA 3'-UTR binding. Lineage: Eukaryota; Metazoa; Arthropoda; Insecta; Diptera; Drosophilidae. The transcript has 10 exons. Gene Ontology annotation, cellular component: nucleus; ribonucleoprotein complex; cytoplasm. Bases 595 to 3117 code for a protein of 840 amino acids.